Messenger RNA from Pelagomonas calceolata, 831 nucleotides. Lineage: Eukaryota; Pelagophyceae; Pelagomonadales; Pelagomonadaceae. The record is from the annotation of a GenBank genome assembly.
GCUGCCACAUUGACUCGAGAGCGGCCGCGACGCCCCGCGCGAGCCCGUGCGAGCGCGCGCGCUGGUGCGCCGCGCCGCCUGCGAGCUUUGCGCGGGCGCCGAGCGCGACGCCCAACGAGAGACUCCGCCCGGCGCCGCCUCGACUCGCGCGACCCGUGUCUGACCUUCGCGCCCUCCGCAGACACACUAUCUAAAAUGGCCAAGCUCGCUCUCGCUCUCCUCGCCGCCCCGGCCGUCGCCUUCGUGGCCCCCGGCCAGCAGGCCGCCUCCAAGGUCGUCGUCAAGGGCGACAUCGGCGUCGACCCCGGGCCGAUCGACCCCUCCGGCCCGUUCUGGGAGGACCAGGAGGGCCUCGCCCGCCGCCGCGCCGUCGAGAUCAAGCACGGCCGCAUCUCCAUGAUGGCGUUCCUCGGCAUGAUGGUCCAGGAGCUGGGCAUCACCUUCCCGGGCUCCAUCAACCUCGAUGGCUCGGUGCAGUUCUCGGACAUCCUCAAGGACGGCAUGGGCUUCCCGGCGGUCGCCAACAUCCCGACGUUCGGCCUCUUCCAGAUCGUCGCCUUCGCCGGCUUCGCCGAGAUCGGCGCCAUGCCCGCGGCCCAGUACACGGGCGGCCCGCAGAACCUCCCGGGCGGCUACGACGGCUCGGUCGGCACCAUCUCCGGCGGCUACCCGUUCACGACGCAGAUCGAGGACGUCACGGCGCGCAACCGCGCCCUCACGUGCGAGCUCCAGAACGGCCGCGCGGCCAUGCUCGGCACGUUCGGCGCCAUGUGCCACUCGUGCGUCGACUCGUGCGACCACCACUUCUUCUACCCGAUCACGCACAACUAA